Molecule: messenger RNA, 5931 nt
Organism: Liolophura sinensis
Lineage: Eukaryota; Metazoa; Mollusca; Polyplacophora; Chitonida; Chitonidae
Product: spatacsin-like
Exons: 29
Coding region: 131-4189 (1352 amino acids)
Biological process (GO): axo-dendritic transport; chemical synaptic transmission; axonogenesis
Cellular component (GO): synapse; cytoplasm; axon
Source: RefSeq, a predicted model, not a curated record
CCCUGCCUCAGUUGCUGGUCUGGAGAAAACAGACGUAACUGUCUAUCAGUUACUUCGGAAAGGUGCUCCUUUUUGUCCUACACAGUUAUUUGGAUGGCAGACUACAAAUGACCUGGCAGCAGAAGAAUGUAUGAGGGAGUUGCCCUAUUUCUCGCACCCGGACCUCGUGACAAAGUACGCCCCGGUGGUCAGCCUCCGCUUCACCUACUACCUCCGUCAGGGGAGACCAUCCUUUGCCUUCCUCUCCUUCCUUGCCCAGGAGCUAGACUCUGGAACGACAACAGUGACAAAGAAAAGAGUGAAUUGGGCAUACCGUGUGGCGACCGUUUUAGCUAUCAGACACGUGAGCAAUGAACAGGUGGUUGCUGGUUGUACGGCCUUUGUAGAGAUGUUGGGAGAGGACAGUAGUCACCUGAGGACCCAGGCUCAGGUGACACACACCAUUUUACGUCACCGUAACUCUGGUCUAUCAGGGAGCACUGAGGACAGGCGGAACUCUGCACGCAAGAACGAGCAGGACACAAUUGACCUGAUGCUGUCAUGUCUGAGAAGGCCAAGGAGUUAUGGAGGACAGGUUCUGAGCUGUCUAGAGGAGGCUGUAAUGGCAUCCAUCCUCAGAGAGAAACAUGCCAGUGUAAGUUUUGAGGCGGCCCUCCAAUGGAACCUGGUUCUACUGUUCUGUCACCACAGCCGGCUCCCUUACAGUACCUGCUUCCUGGAGGCCUGUGCCAGGGAUGAUCAGUGGCUGCCCUUCAUCUGGUUCUCACAGAUGCACCAGUAUCCUAAGGAGCAGUUACAUGGACUUCUACACAAGUUUAAAAGCCGGCCUUUGAGAGAACACCUCCAUUAUGUGAUAGAGAAUGCUCAAGCCAAAUCCUUGGAACAGAGCAGCAAACCAACCUCAUUCGCUCGAGCCCAGGGUGUACAGAGAGAUAUUCGUUCUUCCCUGUAUACAAGAAUAGGGCUUGCCAAGAUCACAGGAGAGACCAAGGAACACGAUUCCAGUAGCAGUGAAGAAGAGGACGGCCACCUAGCAGCUGAUGAAGAAGAUGAGAUCAGAGUUACAGAUGAUGAAGUGUUCUCUGUGAAGGUUGAAUCAGCCCCAGAUGACGUGUUUGGAGUUGUGUAUGCAGCAGUGACCAGCAAAUGUCAGUGGAAGUCCUUGCUCUCUCACAGUAUUGUGUUGAGGAACCCCCUGUUUGCUGUGUUAGCUGCAUCAUUCCCAGAGUCCACCAGACUGGCCUGUCUGAGCAGUUGGCUGGUGGCCAUGAUGGAUCCUGUUACAUCUGAGGAGUUUCUGGCUCAGCAUGAUGUCGUGGCAACACGCUGGACACUGAUAGAGCUCCGUAUCCUUGUGGACAUUUUCAUCAAGAAGUCGUGGACAACUGCCCUCGCUACAGGAUUUGACAUUUUCCAGAUGGAUUCCCCUUUGCUGCCAUUUCUGAUGUUUUAUGCUGAGUUUAAGGAAAGGAAACAAUACGCAGCGUCCAGAAAAAUGCUGGAGAGCUUCAAGGAAGCCAUGUUUGCUUUUCGACAAAAUGGUGAAAAGAGUGGCCCUGGUCCUGUUCAACCUGAUGCCAGCUACAUUCUGGGGAACAUUGACUGGUUUGAGCAGGUGUCAUACAGCGCCAUCUGUCUACAACUGACCAGGGGAAGAAACCAGUAUGAAACCAUGCUGUUUCUGGGUGUACUGGAACAAGUCAACAUUGCACCUGUUUUCAGUUUUCCAGUACCUGAUUACAGCCAGCUACAUAAGCUGUAUCAGAUAGCUGUUGACACUGGACUAGAACUGGCCUGCAUUGACCUGCUGGAGUCGGCGAGUUCUGAGUACCAGACGGCCUGCAAGACAGCUGUUGUUCGACUGAAGGAGCGGUCACUGUAUGAUGAAGCUCGCAAGUUUGCUACCAUAGCCGGCCUAGAUCACCAGCAUGUUACUGUCGCUCAGGUGACAGAAGAGUUGUCUGAGAUGAGGUCAGGGUCUCUCUGGAGAUCUGCAGCAGCACGGCGCAAACUCUGGCAAAACUGCCUGGACAAGUUCAGACAACAUCAAGUCCAGGGGAGUGUGAUAGCGGACUUCUUCCAGACACAGAUCAAUGAGUGUGGACUGGAGAAGAGAGAGGAGGCUUACCUGUAUCAGCUGUCACAUGACAGCCUGUGGGAGGGGCUAGAAGAUGGAACGGAGAGACAGAGAGAAGACAUCUACAUCCGUCUGUGGAGGUGUAAGCUAGAGGCCAAACUACAGCAGAUACAGGGCCUCUCCCCCAAGCUAGGACAACCUGAAGAAGUGUUUGACUUUGUGGACUCCAAACCAGGCACUCCCAACACCCCAACAAGUCCACAAUGGGGAAGGCAUUUGCUGCAGUAUGGGGUGAUGCCACAACCAGGAGAGCUCAGUCAGGAACAAAGGGAGGUCACUCUAACAGACAUGGAGAAGCAGGGGCUGGAUGAGCUACUGAAGGAACUCCUGGGUGCUGGACAGAUCCAGGAAGCAUUUAAGCUGGCGUCCGUGUUCCAGCAUUACAACAGAAACCUAGCCAUUAUACUGUCGUGUAUGAGACUGGCGAAGGGGGAGGUAACUGUGGCUGAGCUGGACUCUGAUAUAAGGACAUUGGUCUUCCAGACAAGUCCUCCGACAGGCCGCAUCCGCCGUCAGAGCCUGAACAGUAUGGCUGGACAGAUGACCCACUCCCAAAGCUUGUCAAGUUUACCUGGUUUCCUGGCCUCUGCUGUGGAGGCGACUGACCCUGAUAGGGAGGAGACUGUGAAUACCCUGGAGAAGUUGUUAAAUCAUUGUGAGGAUGGCUACUUCUGUUGUCUGAGGGUGUUCACAGCCUACAGGAUUAGCAUGGUGCUGGGUAUGGAUUAUGAAGACGUCAUGGCCAGUGAUGACUUUACCAUUCUGGAGAUGUUACUGGUUCAGACUAACCCACAUAGGUUUAUUCUGGCUAAGGAUUACCUGAAAACAGGAGAUCUGAGUGAUGCAGCGGUGGCUGGGUUUCUCUCUGAUGCUAUUGUUCAUUCUCUGAAAAUCUUCAACAGUUCAGGUGAUGCCAGUAGCACCAGCAGUUCAGACUUGAUCUUCCACCCUGCAGAGGGAGCGACAGAGUUCUCUAACCUUGUACGUCUGUGUCAUGACCCCUCCAUGCUGGGUGACCGGUUACUGGACGCUGUGGCCGCUCUGGCGGGGAAUGAGGCUGACCCUUCACAGGCUGUGUUAUCCAUCCAGACAGAGCUGCUCAUCAGGGCCCAUGACUGCCACAGUUUAGCCUGUAACAUGGAAGGUAUUUCUAACAUCCUGAGGGCAGCCAGGGUGCUGACAGAGUGCUUGGCCAGAGCUGAGGAGUUCCCACUUAUGAUUCGCCUACUGACUGGGGUAGGAAGAUACAGUGAAAUGUCCUACAUCUUUGAUGCCUUGAAACAAAAUCAUCAGUUUGAAUUGCUGCUGAGGAAAGGCAUGGAAAAGGAGGACAGGUUAAAAGUGGCCAUGUUGGAUUACCUAAAGAGGUUUCACUCCACUGACAGUGACUCCUUCACAAUGGUGGCCCUGAACUUUACCAUGUACAGAGAAAUAGCUCAGAUGCUAGAGGAGUGCGCCUAUCGCCAGUUAGCCAAGCUCAAGACUCAACCCUUAGAAAACUCCUCAGACACUAAGACAAGUCUGGAGAAGGUCGUUCAGUAUUUGUCCGAUGCUGCGGACAGUUACAUUAAGGAUAACUGUAUGCGUCACGCCCAGAGCUGUGUGAAGCAGGCCCGCCUGGUAGCUCUACAGAGUCACCUACUGUCCUCUGGGGUGCACCUGAUCAACCUAUCCCCCACGGAGGCGUCCAUGUUUAUACGACACCACGCACGCUUCACAGAGGCAUAUAUUGUGAGCGAUGCUUAUAACAGAAGGACAGACUGGGCAGCUGCUCUCUGUACAAAUUUCCUCAUCAACGGAGACAUGAAGUAUUUCACCGAGUUCAAAAACUACGUCAAACUAACGCCAUCACUGAUUUCAGAGACUGUUGAAAGGUAUGAGCAGCUAGCUAACAAACCUAGUCACUCCCUGCAACAGGUGCAGAAGUUACUGAGCUGCUGUAGAGAUGUGAAGGUCAAAUAUCAGCUGGCAAAAGACCUGGGGAUGAAGGAAAUUGUCACAAAGAUGGAGAAUGGGGAGUGUGGCGCAUACCUGUUAGACAUCUUCCUGUGACAGUGUGAUGUACCAUCUGAUUUGUAAAGACCUGGUCAUGAAGGAAAUAGUGACACAGACAGAGAAUGGGGAGUGUGGCGCAUAUCUGUUAGACAUCUUCCUGUGACAGUGUGACGUACCAUCUGAUUUAUAAAGACCUGGUCAUGAAGGAAAUUGUCACACAGAUGGAGAAUGGGGAGUGUGGCGCAUAUCUGUUAGACAUCUUCCUGUGACAGUGUGACGUACCAUCUGAUUUAUAAAGACCUGGUCAUGAAGGAAAUUGUCACACAGAUGGAGAAUGGGGAGUGUGGUGCAAAUCUGUUACACAUCUUUCUGUGAUAGUGUGACUCACCAUCUGCUUUAUAAAGACAUGGGAGUGAAGGAGAGGGUGUCACAGAUGGAAAAUAGGGAGUGUUGGGCAUCUUUCUGUGAUGGGGUGCUGAAUACCUGGGACUGAAGGAGAGGCAGCACAUGUGAAACGUGCAUGUAGAUGCUGUGAAGAGGUAGAAUGAUUGUAGCCUCAGAAAUAUCAGAAAAAGAUCUCCUUUUUGGAAACCGUAAAUUGAAAACUUUUUACAUUGGCUUACUAUUGACAAUUCUGCUUAACUGUGAUAGCCAGCCACACACAUAUAUAUAUAAAUAUCUUCAUGGAAACUGUAUAUAUGUAUGAAUGUUAGACAGUGUCCUAAAUGGUAGUACACGUGACGUGCAUUUAUAUGAAUGAAUGAUUAUGUGCAAUUGUAUACAGUAUGUAUACGUGUGUAUAUAUACUCAAGUGUAAAUAGUGCUGUAUUGUGUAUAUGUAUAUAUCACAGUGCAUCCUCUGCAGGACGAUAUUGCAGGACUUGCACAGGUUAUGUAAAUGUAGCACAGAAAUAAAGUGAUGAUAAUUCAGUACUGAAAAUAAGUACAUAAGCAGCGUUUAUUGCAUUAUACUGCUAUUGGUCUGUUUGUUUGCUGGAUUGGAGGUUUAACAUUAUUUCCAAAGUGAUUUCAGUCACAUCCCCACAGAGUUGCAUUUCUGAUAUACCAGCAUGUAUUAAGCUGUCUCACUGGAACACUAUGCUGUAGACACCUAGUAAGUCACAGCAUACUUACACUGGUUCACCCAUGCUUCAUUAUGAAUGCUUUUAUACUGUUAAGUAUCAGGCAAGGAGAACAGAAAGCAUGGGAAAUAUCUGUAUGUGUACUGAAAUUUUUAUUCAAUUUCACACAUAUCAGGCUAAGGAUGGAGAUUUGCACAGGCAUUUGAAAAAUGCUGUAUAUGAAAAAGGCUAAGAAUAAGCAUGGAGUAAUUACUUGUAUUUAACACUUUGUUAUAGCACAUAAAUAACGAAUAAAACAAAUCAAAUGGGCUAGCCUGCUAAAGAUAGGAGAAGAUCAAUACAGUAAUAAAAAAUAUGUAAAUAAAAUAUACAGAAAUAUCACAGAAAAUUGCUGAUGAACUGAAGUCUUAUGUCACUACCUGGUUUGACAGCGAGUCAGAGUUCAAGUUUAACAUACUAUAUACACGGGAUGUCCUGUCAGGAACAGAAGACAUAAUUAUAUAAGCAUUUCAUGUAACCUGUAAAAAGUAAUACCCUCUACCUUGCCAGCUAUUAUUAUUAUUAUUAAUUACCACUUGAUAUUAAAAUCACUGGUUAAUUUAAUUCUUGUAGAGGGCCCCACCGUUUUGUGAUUUGCAAGAUUUCAGUUCCCUUUGUAUAGGGCUGGUGAAUUCCAUAUCAGAGACACUAAUACGUAUCUUUUAUGCUGGAUUUACU